GCCCGUUUACAUUACUGUUGGUAAGAAACAAAUACACACACACACAUACCGUGGCUGCGGAUAAAAUUAUGAUCUAGAAAUGAGGUGAAACGGCAUGAAAACAGACGGGAGACACCGGGUCAGCACUUCCUACGGUUGGUUUUUUGAAAGGACCGGUUGGAUCCUCUCUCCGCUCCCGACCAAUCGGAAGUGAGUAUUUUUCGCGCUGGUUGGCCGGAGAGUUUGAGUUUCCCGCAAGCUUUUGAUUCGACUUGAAUGAAAGCCUUCGUUUUACAGGAUGAGUACGGACAUUUUCUCCCUUUAACCACCGACAGGAGAUUCAACAGCUCAGUGAGCCUGGAGGGGGUUAGAUGGGAUGGACACUAAAGGUAGCUCUCUGCCUUCGAUGCCCGAACCAGCCAACCCGAUCAGCAUGAAGCAGCCGCCAGAGUCCCUCAGUGUACGGAAAGGUCGGGGGGACAUGAGCAGUGACCCUGCUCUGCUAAUGGACAAAGCUGCUGCCCAGCUGGCCGCCACACUACAAGACGGCGUCCUUCAGAAGAUGGCUGGCCACAGUCAUAACAACCACAGCCACGAGAGGCUCAAAGACCUCACCUCCCGUGUGCUGAAUGGGGACCAAGACACACUGCCCAAGCUUUGUGCUCCAGAGCCACCUAUGCUUAAGGGUGCUGAAGCCCCUACUACGACUGGCACCCAUCAGCACAAUUGCACUCCCCACACAGAACCUGAACUGAAGGUGACAAUACCCCAGGUGGUCAAGCAGCCGCUGUUUGAACCAUGCUGUGCCAAUGGGACCAGUUUGGCUACGGCGGCUGAAGGUACUAUAUCUGGACCUGACAAGAGAGAAGAUGCAAAGAAAAGGAGGGGGAGACCUCACAAACCAAAACCUCAACCAAACCUCAGUUCCUCUGUCAUCCCUUUGGAGGAACUUGACCACACAAAUGCUGUAGAUGGAACUGGAGCAGCUGAAGAGCCUGAUCUCAUCCCAGAGUUGACAGAGGAGGCUGAAGAAGAGUCUCCUUUGCUGAUCCGUUUCUCUGUUGGUGAUUUGGUUUGGACAAAGGUGUCGGGAUACCCCUGGUGGCCUUGCAUGGUGACCACAGAUCCAGAAAUCAGUAGUCACUUCAAACAGAAACAGAAGGCAGCCAAUAGCAGGUCAGGCCUCCUUUACCAUGUACAGUAUUUUGGAGACGCCCCAGAGAGAGGCUACAUAUUUGAGAAGAACAUGGUGUCCUUCUCUGGGGAGGAUCAAUACCAGGAGCUUAGCCAGGGCAACAAACAGGCAGCCUCUCGCAUCAUCCACAAAAAGACGGGUCCCUCCGUGCCCCGUAAACUCCAGGCACAGUGGAACAUGGGCAUCAUUCAGGCCAAGGAGGCCCUCGACAUGUCACUGGAUGAACGCAUGGCAAACUUUGUGUUUCAGUAUGAUGAAGAGGGGCCUCAUCUAAACCCCCACAUCCUGGAGAAGUUGAAGCCAAAACAGAGCGAUGAGAUGAACCAGGAAACAGAGUCACGGCUCAGCCCAGAUCUUCCCUCCAUGCUGGAUCCCACCACUUCAGAAGCAGAUAUACAAGCUGAAUCAGCUGCACCUCAGAAGAAAAAGAGGCGACCCAAACAGGCUCAGUCUCCCGCCAAGACGCAGAGGAGAAGGAAAAAAUCAGCAACCGACAACUCCUCUGACCCUGUGAAGAAAAGGAAAUCAAAGCUGGUUUCUUCGACAGACGAUGUUUACGAUCCAGACUCUCUUCCAGUUUCAGUUCCAGUUGACAAAGUGAAGAAAAGGCAAAAGAAAGGGACUCAUGAAGAUAUGACUGAUUCCUCAGUCAAGAGGGAGCGGAAGAAAACCUCCAAAAGGCCAGUGACGGACGCUGCAGAAGAAAAGGACCAGCAGCCUAAAAAGAGAUGCAAAAUGAGCAAAGAUGUUGAAAAACAGGCCUCAGCUUCAGAAGGAACAGAGAAAAAAUGGAAGAGGAGGAAGAAAACUGAUGACGUGAAAGAAACCAAGAGACGACAGAAAAAGUCAAAAGAUCCUCUUACUGAUGACCAAGAUGCAGAGAAACCAAAGUAUAGGAGGAAAAGGAAACAGGAUGGAGAGAACCAGACCACGCCUGCUAAAGCAAAGAAGAGGAGGUCCUCCCCUUGUCCUGACCCUGAGGGUUCUGGGAGUGAAGGACGUCCUGAUUCUCCGAGUGACAGCUUAGACGGGACGAAGAAGGGCGAGCGGAAGAAAGAGUUUGUCUGUCAGAGGUGUGAACAGGCUGGUGAGGACCUGGUGCCCUGUGAGGGCCAGUGCUGUGGGAUGUUUCACCUCCACUGUCUGGGUCCAUCUUUCAAACCUGAAGACAAGCUGCUGUGUCAAGAGUGCAGCACAGGAAUUCACUCGUGUUUCACCUGUAAGCAGUCAGAGGGCGAGGUGCGUCGCUGCCACGUCCUACACUGCGGCAAGUUUUACCACGAGGCGUGUGUCCGCCUCAACCCUCUCACCUCGUUCGACAACAAGGGCUUCCGCUGUCCACUCCACACCUGCCUGAGCUGCCACUACGGCUGCCGCACCAAGCAAAAGUCCACCAAGGGUAGGUUAAUGCGUUGCCUACGCUGCCCGGUAGCGUACCACAUCGGUGACCAGUGCGUGGCCGCAGGCAGCGAGAUGAUCACCAACACCGCCAUCAUCUGCACCAACCACUUCAACGCCAAGAAGGGCUACAGCCACCACAGUCACGUCAACGUCAGCUGGUGUUUCGUCUGCUCCAAAGGAGGACAGCUGCUGUGCUGCGAAUCCUGUCCAGCAGCAUUUCACCCCGACUGCCUCAACAUCGCUAUGCCUGAUGGGAGCUGGUUCUGCAACGACUGCAGAGCCGGAAAGAAACCCAGAUACAGAGACAUCAUCUGGGUCAAACUAGGAACAUACAGAUGGUGGCCUGCUGAGAUCCACCACCCGCGAAACAUACCCACCAACAUCCAGCACCUUCGCCACGAGAUCGGAGAGUUUCCCGUCUUCUUCUUCGGCUCCAAGGAUUACUUCUGGACUCACCAGGGCCGAGUGUUUCCCUACAUGGAGGGAGACAGGGGCAGCAAGCACCAGAGGACCGGCAUCGGCAAAGUUUUUAAAAAUGCUCUGUUGGAGGCUGAAGCUCGAUUCAAGGUGAUCAAAAUGAAACGAGAGGCCAAAGAAGCACAAGAGAACAGCCGAAAACCACCUCCAUACAAAUUCAUCAAGGUCAACAAACCCUUCGGCAAGGUUCAGGUCUACACCGCAGACAUUUCUGAGAUCCCCAAGUGUAACUGCAAGCUGACGGACGAGAGGCCGUGUGGGUUUGAGUCCGAGUGUCUGAACCGUAUGCUGCAGUACGAGUGCCACCCUCAGGUGUGUCCCAGCGGGGAGCGCUGCUGCAACCAGGACUUCACCAAACGUCUUUACCCAGAGACCAAGAUCAUCAAGACGCCCGGCAAAGGCUGGGGCCUGAUCUCCUUGCGGGACAUCAAGAAGGGUGAGUUUGUGAACGAAUAUAUCGGAGAGCUGAUCGACGAGGAGGAGUGCAGGGCGAGGAUCAAGUACGCCCAAGAAAACAACAUCACAGACUUCUACAUGCUCACCAUUGACAAGGACCGGAUCAUCGACGCUGGUCCAAAGGGAAACUACUCUCGCUUCAUGAACCACAGCUGUCAGCCCAACUGUGAGACGCAGAAGUGGACGGUGAACGGCGACACACGGGUCGGCCUGUUCGCCGUCUGCGACAUCCCCGCAGGGACUGAGUUGACUUUCAACUACAACCUGGACUGCCUCGGCAAUGAGAAGACAGUCUGCCGCUGCGGCGCCCCAAACUGCAGCGGUUUCCUUGGUGAUCGCCCGAAGAACUCAAACGGCCAAACAGCUGAGCCAAAAGGGAAGAGGUUGAAGAGAAAGUAUAAAAGGAGGAAAAGUGAGGGAAAGAAGAAGUCAGAGGACGAGUGUUUCCGCUGUGGAGACGGAGGGCAGCUGGUGCUCUGUGACAAGAAGACCUGCACCAAAGCUUAUCACCUGUCCUGCCUGAACCUCACCAAGAGACCCUUUGGCCGCUGGGACUGCCCCUGGCACCACUGUGACGUCUGUGGGAAGAACUCUGAGGCUUUCUGCCAGCUCUGCCCCAACUCCUUCUGCAAGGCUCACCAGGAGGGGGCGCUACGCCCCUGGCCUCCCACAGGACAGCUGUGCUGCCUGGAGCACGACGAGCUGGACGGAACAGACAACCAGGAUCAGAACGUCAACUUGGAGACGACUGCAUCAACCGCCACUACUGCCGCCAUCGUCAGUCGUCCUAAAGGCUCCAGGAAGGCAGAAGGAGCCGAAGCAAAAACAAAGGGCUCUAAGAGGAAAGCAGCAGAGGCCUGAAGUGACCUUUGACCCCUCAGAGAGCCAAUAGACCAAACUAGACUCUGACAACCUCCUUCCCCGUUCAUGAACAAAUAUGAACCCCACGUUAUAUUGUCUUCAAGAUCACAAAAACCAAGGCACUGUACAUCUUCGUCAUCAGGGAAUGCCGCUGAUCUCUCACAUGCUCGGCAACGACCUCGAGCUCGCCGCUCAAACUCUUCUGUUUUUAUGUUUUUUAAAAAAAAACAUUUUCAGGUUUAUUUCUACUUGUCUGCACUGAGGCGAACCAUCUGUGGUAAAGCACAAAGCAGCAGAGCGAGCGCAGGUCAGGAAACUUCAGCUAGUGGAUUCUAACUCACUCUUCCACCAACCAGACUGCCUUUUUUAUUUUUUGUUUUGUCUUUGUUUUGAUCAUUUGACUUUUUUUUUAUUUUUUGUUUUUUGUUUUGUCUUUGUUUUGAUCAUUUGACUUUUUUUUUUUUUUUUUAAAUAACAAAAGAAACCAGUUGGUUUCUGCAGAAAACAAACUGAAGCAGUCAGCCGUGAUGCCAAGCAUCCAGCGUCACCGUCUACUCACUUGAAUCUCCCCCCUCACUCAACACGGAUCAUUUUGAACAGCAGAGUUUUAUAGCUAUAUCUAUAUAUGUGUAUAUCAAAGACCAAAAUUAUGAUUACUGGAAUAGUGUAAGACAUCAAACAGGUUGCCAAAUGGAUUGUUUUUAUUUUUAUAUAUAGUAUAUAUAUGCCAGAUGUAAUAUCAAACACCAAGACACUAUGGACGGGCCUCAGAUGGCCUCUUUACUUUUAUUUGGUAGCCAUAGGUUACAUUUAACUGUAGACAUGUGUUUGCUAUUUUACAACCUGUUAUUUUUGUUUUAGUUCAGUUUUAUAUUUUAGAUUUGAAUCUUCUUUUUUUUCUUUUGUUUUUGUAUCAGGAUGCUGAACAAUGGCGCUACAAACCGUUUAUCUACCUGCCUGUCCAAUGAACGAGGGAUUACAGAAAGUAUUAAAGCGAGAGCGCUCUGAAACUGCCGUCUGACGUAAAAACACUACUGGGAGGUUUAAAGGUCUUUGACGCUCUCUGCUCUAUGGGUAAACCAGAUAAAUGAAGGAAUGACAGCGAUUCUCUUGAACCU
Seriola aureovittata is the source of this 5487-nucleotide messenger RNA. It is a transcript of the gene nsd2, whose product is annotated as nuclear receptor binding SET domain protein 2. NCBI's taxonomy places the organism in Eukaryota, Metazoa, Chordata, Actinopteri, Carangiformes, Carangidae. Gene Ontology annotation, biological process: regulation of DNA-templated transcription. Gene Ontology annotation, molecular function: protein binding; histone H3K36 methyltransferase activity. The coding region runs from base 356 to 4369 and encodes 1337 amino acids. The transcript has 23 exons. The record is from RefSeq and is a predicted model, not a curated record. Gene Ontology annotation, cellular component: nucleus; chromatin.